This is a messenger RNA of Aphanomyces astaci, 492 nucleotides long. RefSeq lists its product as hypothetical. The transcript has 2 exons. The record is from RefSeq and is a predicted model, not a curated record. Gene Ontology annotation, molecular function: nucleic acid binding. NCBI's taxonomy places the organism in Eukaryota, Oomycota, Saprolegniomycetes, Saprolegniales, Verrucalvaceae. Bases 1 to 492 code for a protein of 163 amino acids.
AUGCUGUACACCAUCAAAGCUAUGCGUAUCGAGCCUGUGACAUGCAACAACGAAGCCAACAAGACAAAGCGAAAGGCGUUUGUGGACACCCUUUUGCAACAUCAACAAUGCGGAGACUACAUUGCAUACUACGACGAAACCAACUACAACAUCUACUGCCAUCGCACCCUCGGGCUGUGCUGUGUCGGCCAUCGGUUGGUGUGUGGAAGCAUCAAGAUGGCCCAGAAUGCGGCGUUUGUUGAAGAGAUAUAUCAAGCCGUGAAGGCAAGUGCCUCCUGGAACACGAACUUUGAGGACAAGAGGGUGGUCAUUGUUCUUGACAACGCACCUGCACACUCUCAAACUGAGCAGCGCGUUGAGCCAUACGAGGACUUGGUGCUCUUGCGCUUUGGGCCAUACUCACCGAUGCUAAAUCCUAUUGAAAGCUGCUUUAGCGUGUUGAAGGCCCACAUCAAACGUUUUGCUUGCGUCGCGCACCAAUGUGCUGUUUGA